Molecule: messenger RNA, 2428 nt
Organism: Dimorphilus gyrociliatus
Lineage: Eukaryota; Metazoa; Annelida; Polychaeta; Dinophilidae
Source: the annotation of a GenBank genome assembly
AAUACUAAAAAUAAGAUUCUGUAGAAAAAUUCUCGAAUAUAGAGGAAAAUAACAUUGAUAUUUACUUCCUAGAAGUAAUAUACUCAAUUUUAUUUCAUUUAUUAAUCUGGAAUAAAGUUGAUCACUUGACCAGUUAUAUUCCCAAAACUAUAAGGCUUUUCAUUCGUAAACGCUUAAUAUCUAUCAAAGGCGAUCUCAAAUGAAUUUUAGCGACCUUGUUUUUAAUGAUUCCAUUAAUAGCAGUCAGGGAAUUGCGGAUGGAAUUCCAUUUAUUUUGAUGCUACAAAUAGAGCGCGCCCUAACAACCGAAUGGAGAGCUUUUGUGGCAUCAUUUGAUUCAACAAUAUAUAAAAUAAAAGACAGUGAUAGAGAAAAAGCUGCAAUGUCCGAACAUAAAGCAGAGGGAAGUGCUAUUAGGGAAAUAAUAAAGAGAUUUAAAUGUAGGAAUAUGCCAGUUGACAUUUUUGCUAAAAGUAUAUUCAAUAUAGAAUGUAACGAAGCAUUGAUGGUGUUAUUUAAUCCAAAAUGUGUUACAAUUAUUGACGACUUGUCAGAUGAAGAUCUUGAAAUUUUAGAAGAUGAAGUGCUAUGCCUAAAAGUGAAAGCUACUGGUAUUCCAAUUCCAAAUUAUCAAUGGUUUCAAGAUGAAAAAUUAAUAGAAGGACAGACGUGUCCUGUGUUACAUAUCGAUAAGUUGAGAUUAUCGGAUUCUGGUAAAUAUUAUUGCAAAUUUACGCAGGACAGCAUUGGUCAAAAAAUAUUUUCUAAGACAAAAAAUUUGCGAGUCAUAGCACUUCCAGGAAUAAGACCAUCCAUGAGAGGGAUUUCAGAGAACAAUAACCAAGAUUGCGUUCAAUCACAGCAAGAUUUUAAUUUUUUGAAGAAUCUUCCUGAACGUAUCUCGAUAACAGGAGGAGGCGUUGAAGAAUUUUCAUUAAUUGUGAGUGGGAAAGAGAAUUUAAAAUUCAUGUGGUUCGCUAAUAACGUUGCAAUAGAUGAUUUCAUCUUCACUGUUAAAGACGGACCUGCUUGUUCUUGUCGUGAAAAUCAUGAUCAAAGAUGCUUGUUUUCAAAUGUAGCACCAGUGAACAUGUUGAAAAAAUCAACAAUAUCUAUCAAUACACAUAAUGUUGACUCUUAUGUCGAAUAUAAAAUACAAUGCCUUGUUAGAAGCACCUCUAGUAAAAUGUCAAAAAUUUCCAAUACGAUGCAUUUCAUUUGUGAUCAUAGGAGCUCUAACUUUCGUCCAGCACAAAAAAUAGCUCUACUUUUUGGUGUUUCUGAAUAUCAUUUCUCUACACAAUUGAAGCCUAUUGAAAAGAAGAUGCAAAAAUUGGAACAAGCGCUGGAAUCUUUAGAAUAUGAAACUUAUUCAUUCUUAAAUAUUAAUAAAUCUGAAAUGGAGCAAGCUAUUGAAUUAAUCAAAAAAUUCAUUCAACCAAAUGCUUAUUUUUUGUUCUAUUACGUUGGACAUGGCUUUACUCGUGAAAGUUCGCCAACGACCUACUUAACAGAUCCAGAUUCAGAUCUUCGCAAUGAAAACACUUGUCUGACCGAUGAUUACAUAUUCAAUAGUCUUAACAAUUGUCAGAAGAUGCUAAAUUCCGUCUUCGUCUUCGAUACAUGCAGAAUGAACAGCGCUAGCUGCGAAAAUGGCAGAAAUGGCGAAAUUCCGAGUGUUAAGGAAUCAAGGACAGAUAACGGAUACUUGAAACUAUAUGCAACAGCUUACGGCUUAAUGAACUAUAUACAAACGGAUGAAAAUGCUAAAAGUUUUGUAGAUUACUUCACGACUAUCCAUUUAGCACUUCUUCAAACUUCUAAUCCACAACUCUCGCAGAAAAUUCAUUCUGAUGUCACAAUCAAUUUGAAAAGAAGUUUAGCUGAUAAAAUUUCAUUGGACCCUAAUUCAAGUGUAAUAAAAAGGAAAGAUAUGUAUAUAAAAAAUGCUGUUGCAAGAGCUAUACCACAAUGCAGAUCCCAAGAAGGCCGAUGGCUGGACUCGAACCACUUUGGAAUCAGAUAUAAACUUAUCAAAGAAUUUUCUAAUGUUUUAGUGGUACAUAUUCUAUGGAAAGAAAAAGAAGGAUACUAUAAUUCAAAUAUUAUAGUGAAUACCGAGGAAGAUAACGGAAUUGAAUGUGGUAAAGAUGAGAAUAUAUCUAUUGCCCAUAAUUAUAGGAAUAAAUAUUUUAUUUUCAAGAAUUUACAGAGAUUUGAAUCAUUUAAAGGAUGGGAGCAAAAAUUUUAUUUCAUAGGAGAGAAUGCUAUGGGAAAACCUCUAGGGAAAAUUCCAUUUUCUCUCAGCUUCAAAAAACCUCUGAUCAUUGCUCUAAAGACACAUUUUACAAACUUAAACAAUCCAGAAACUGUCAGGACUCGAAGAGCAGAGGAAAACACUGACGCUUCUGACGACAGCCAUUGCUAG